AAUGACCCACGUUUUAUUAGGCAUUCUCAUACGAACGAUACACAUCAGGUUGGGGUUUGUCUGCUGACUUGAGCCGAAACACAGCCUGGACAUUUCAGGGCCGGUCUGAACUACACAUGCUAACCUUAUGAUACAUAUUCCAUUUGUAUUCAAUCUUUAUUAGGCUACAAAAGUUGAACUAUCUGUCCAAAAAUAUAAUAAUGAACAAAAAUACAGCAUGGGAUAAAAACAUGGAAAACGAGAGGGGAGGGACAAACACAGACUGGUAGAAAGACAUAAACAUAAGUUGACCUUACUGUUUGUUAACUUGGUAUCCAAUGCAGGUGGGAGUUGUAUUUUAUCAAAGUUUUUAUCUGAAUUAUUAUUGGCUUUGAUAUGAUCAUAUAUAUAUAUAUAUAUAUAUCACAUUUGUAUAGACUAUAGACAAAACUUUUAUAAAACAUGUAAAAAGCAACCACUAUUCAUGUUCCAGAAAUUUUGUUAUAACUCUUACACCCUUGCUUUUAGUGAACCACAUUUUAUAUUCCUCCCGUAUAUAUCAUUGGCUACACAUACAUUCAAAAGAUACAACCUCAAUAGACGAGAGAGAUCAGCUGGAAUGUAGACUCGAUCACCAAACAAAGAUACUAAAUCAUUCCAGGAAAUACAAAAUAGGAAUGAAAAAAUGCAUAAUACACAUCAGGUUCUGAAGAGUGUUUAAUGGGACCCACUUUUACAAAUUUUGGAACAUGAAUAGUGGUUUUUAAGAAAAACAAAAAUGGAAAAAACAAAGAUCACGAUGGUUGUCACAAAAUGUUUUCGUUUGAUUAAAGGAUUUGGGGUGGGUAGGGUCUUAUAACCUACACUUUUCACAUGCAUUCUUAAACCCUAUUUCUACUGCAUCUCCAUGUGCUUCCCCUCACGUCUCUACCCCCUCUUCUAUGAUUUUAUAAAAACAUUUAGUAACAAUAAAAAUGUAUACAUCAUUUGUUUUCUAAUAUCUUUAGCUAUAUAUGACCAAAUUUUAAAAUAUUUCCAUAUACUUACGGCUCAGACAUAUCCAAUUUUUUUUAGAAAUAGUAUCGUUUGUAUUUAUUAAAAUAGCAUAGUAGGAUUUGUUCAACAAUAAUUUAUUGUACUUGUUUUGAUUAAAAUAUGAGUUUCAUUGAAAGCAAUUCUUGAGAAUAUGCUAUCUUGGUAUAAAGUAAUGGUACCAAACUACAGUUGCUAUUUGGAUCCUUUUUAUAUUUAUCUAUUUCCUUCCUUCGAAUAACUCAUAAGAUAGGGGAUAUAACAACUCUACUUUUUAUGAUAGAAAAAAAAUACAAAUGUGGUGUUCUAUCUUGAUCCUUCAAAAUACAGAAUCUAAAAUUGUUCUGUGGUAUUAAUUAUGUGAUUGCAUUUAUGAAUUGAUAUGAUAUCUUUUGGUUGUUUCAGAAAAGGCAAUCAAGAUGAUGAAUGCCGAAAUAUAUGGCUUCAUCAUCAUCAGUAUGAUGAUUUCACAUGCUAUUGAGUAUUUUCAAUGAGUCGUUUUGCAUUUUAUCAUUAUUAAGGGCUGUUAUUUGAGGACCCAUUUUGGUCGCACCAAUUAAAUCAAUUUGAGCUUUAUAAAAUCUUGAAAAAUAAUCUGAGAAAAUCACAACGUCUAAUUAAUUAUUUUUAAAAUCAAAAUGGGGUCCUUAAGAAGUCUGAGUUUCAAUUAAUGCUUCUAUACUUUUAUACCAAGAGGUCUGAGUUUCAAUUUCUGGAGAAAACAGAAUUAUGCAAAUUAAAAGAUAAAAUACAAGGAGUACCGCCAAACAUUAGUUCCAUAGGGCGAUUCAAAUGAUACAAUCAGACGUGAAUUCUCAUACGACAGGUAGAACUGUCGGCUGUAGAAUCAUCUGUAAUAUUUCGCAUAGUUGUAAUAUUAUAAUUAUCCAGCGUUAAAAAAAUUGGGGUGUUAAAUAAUAUCAUUUUUCUGACGUCAACUUUUGUUAUUUUGGAGAAAAAGUUAUACUACUAGACUAUUAUUACCUGCCAAAUAAUAUUCCAGUUAAGUUGGUUGGUAGUUGGAGGUCAAACUUAAAUCGGAAAACGUCGCCUAAAAAUCUGGGGGCAUAAGCAACAACUUAUAAACCAACGGCUACCACUACUGGCUUUGAUUUUGUCCACUUGAUUUUGCUGAUUAAUAUAACUCAACUGGAUUGAUUAAAUAUUAAGUAAGUAUAUUAAUCAUUAAUCUAUGUCCGGAUAAAUAGAUAACUCUUUUAUUAUCCCAUGUUUAAAAGAAAUCAUUCAAAAUAUAUGAUAAAAAAAGUUUCCAUCUAUUUUUGUUCUUCAUAUUUUAAAUUCUAUAUAUUCAGAAUGAAAAUAGUUUCAAAAAAUCCACAUAAUAAAUAUUUUUUUUUACAUAAUAAAUAUUAUAUACAUCUAUAUGCAGAUAUAUUCAUCAUUCAAGUUAGUAGAACUUUUAUUCUGUACUAGUCGUCUACUCGUCUUAUUUUCCAUGAUUAUCAUCUGGAAUCAUCAAAUUCAUUGAUUAUCAAAGUAUGAGAAUAUAACUGGCUCAACAUGUACAUAAAGCUCCAGGAUUUUACUCCAACUGGGAAUCAUAUUUAUGAUAAAACGUCAUCAUUUUUUUUUGACAACAUAAAACGUCAUGAUUUAUUCUGUACCUCUAUUGAAAUUGAGAUCGAUGUACAUUAUAAUUUAUUACAUAUAUCGAUUAUUGUUAGUCUCUUGCCGAUAUUACAAAACUGAAACCACAUGGUAAGUAAAAACUUAAAUUUGCAUGAAAAUGUUCCCAUUGAAUGAAUAUGUUGUCGUAAAUGAGUGGAGAAAGAGACGAAAAAAAACUUAAUGGCGGACCAACACAUGGGACUACUAGAGUUUAGGGAGCAUAUACCACCUUUCGUAUAAAUAAAAGUAUAAAUGUAUACAUACGUAUACAAGAUCAAUUUAGUGAGCCAAUACAAUUUCUUAAGUGAUUUGAUGUCGGUAUGACAUUACAUUGGAUCCCCACUUGUCUCUCUUCGUUUUUUUUUGUUCUUGAAUUUCAUUUUGCUUGUUUUCCAGUUUUACGUUUACCAUUCUAAUCUUAUUUUAUUAAAUAUUAUAUAAGUCAAAGUUACAGGUUCUGAUAAGAUAAUUUUGUAUAAUGUCACAGCUUUCGUAUAAAUAAUGAUUUCUAAUUGCCAUGUUUAGUCUCUAAAGGGGAUAUGGUCAUAACAAGGGACGGUCCGGCGGUGACGGAAACGCGUAAAGGCUAAUCAUUUAACGACACUAAAAUACCAUUAUUUAAUGAGUAAGUCCACAACGAUAUUUUUCCUUUCUUAUCCCGAUUAAUUUAUAAAAUUGUUAUUUAAUAUACUCAAAUCCUAGGAAACGAACAAAUAAGCUCAAAAUUUGGUCAAUUUGUAUGUAUACAGAAUUGGAAGCUUUUGAAAGCAUACAAUACUAGAUUAAACUUUUUCUUUCAAAAAAAAAUACUAAGAUUUAUUGAUGUAUGUGUGAAUGCAAUAAUAAAUGGAAGUUCAAUGAUGGAUAACACAACACAUAGUAUAAAGCGCUAUUUGCAAUGUAUUCAAUAAUUAUUCUCAUCAAAUAAUAGCUGACUGAUUAUUAGAGACGUAUUAAAAUACAAUUAAAAAAAGUUGCUUCACAUGUCUUAACGAACAUUUACUAAAACUACGUAAAAAGUCUCACAGUUUCUGAUUCUGUUGUCAUCUAUAUAUAUCUCUUAACAUACCCAUUGCUUCUCAAAACAUAUCUCACUCUUAACCAUCUUAAACCCUAAGUUCGAAAUCUCUUCUUUUUUCUCUCUACACUCUCUUCUGACAUUAUUUCUCUCUUCGACCAAAAUCUUGUGACCUAAAAUCAGAAAAAUGAAACAGCUUUCGACAAAAGUUACAAGCAAUGGUCAUGGACAAGACUCAUCCUACUUCUUGGGAUGGGAAGAGUACGAGAAGAAUCCUUACGAUGAGAUGAAGAACCCUAAUGGGAUGAUCCAGAUGGGUCUUGCUGAAAACCAGCUAUGUUUUGAUCUCAUCGAGUCAUGGCUAGCUAAGAACCAGGACGCAGCUAGUCUCAAGAGGAACGGUCAGUCCAUUUUCAGAGAGCUUGCUCUCUUUCAAGACUAUUACGGCAUGCCUGAAUUCAAAAAAGCCAUGGCUGAGUUCAUGGAAGAGAUAAGAGGAAACAGAGUCACUUUCGAUCCGAAAAAGAUUGUGUUAGCCGCUGGUUCGACCUCUGCGAACGAGACUCUCAUGUUCUGUCUCGCUGAGCCUGGUGAUGCUUUCCUUUUGCCUACUCCUUACUAUCCUGGAUUUGAUAGAGAUCUUAAAUGGAGAACCGGAGCUGAGAUUGUACCAAUCCACUGCUCAAGCUCCAAUGGCUUUCAGAUCACUGAAUCAGCUCUACAACAAGCUUACCAACAAGCCCUUAAACUUGAUCUCAAAGUCAAAGGAGUUCUUGUCACAAACCCAUCUAACCCACUUGGCACUGCGUUGACCAGACGUGAACUUAAUCUUCUCGUUGACUUCAUCACUUCCAAGAACAUUCAUCUCAUCAGCGACGAGAUCUACUCAGGCACUAUGUUCGGGUUUGAACAGUUCAUAAGCGUAAUGGAUGUCUUGCAAGACAAGAAACUCGAAAACACCGAGGUUUCUAAAAGAGUCCACAUCGUCUAUAGCCUUUCCAAAGAUCUAGGGCUUCCUGGCUUCCGCGUGGGAGCGAUCUACUCCAACGACGAGAUGAUCGUCUCCGCAGCGACAAAAAUGUCGAGUUUCGGUCUUGUCUCUUCUCAGACUCAGUACCUUCUCUCUGCAUUGCUCUCGGACAAGAAGUUCACAAGCCAAUACCUCGAGGAGAACCAGAAACGGCUCAGGUCCAGACAGAAACGCCUAGUGUCUGGUCUUGAGUCCUCGGGGAUUACUUCCCUGAGAAGCAACGCGGGUUUGUUCUGUUGGGUCGACAUGAGACACCUCUUGGACACGAACACGUUCGAAGCAGAGCUCGACCUAUGGAAAAAGAUUGUUUACAACGUGAAACUAAACAUCUCUCCCGGUUCGUCUUGCCACUGCACUGAACCGGGUUGGUUUAGGGUUUGUUUCGCUAAUAUGAGCGAGGAGACACUCGAUUUGGCCUUGAAGAGGCUCAAAACGUUCGUGGAGUCUACAGACUGUGGACGGAUGAUAUCAAGAAAAAGCCAUGAGAGGCUCAAGAGCUUGAGGAAGAAGACAGUCUCUAACUGGGUUUUCCGGGUUUCAUGGUCAGACCGUGUACCUGAUGAGCGAUGAAACUAUUCAUCUCCCUGAGUAUGAGACUACAAAUUAAACGAAAAUAACUUCAAGGUUUUUUCUUCUUCUUUAUUUCCUUCAUUUUUUUUUAAUAUUUUGGAAGUAUUUUUAUUUCCAAGGUAUCUAUAAUAUCAUUAUAUAUGUGUAAUAUUCAUAAAUGUCUGGGUGAGUUUUAAUGCAUUUUUUCGGGUGUAACCUUGUUGCUCUAAGUGUUGUUUUUUUUUUUUUGAAACUUUACUAUAAGUGUUGUUAUACGUGUCUAAAAUGCACUCAGUCCGAAUGUGGACUUGCAGUGGCUAUAUAUUUAUUAUUUCCCGUUGUAAUUUUAAUAAAAUGUUUGCGUGUAUUGUGUAAUUCACUCUACUUAAUAGAUAUUAUAUUUGAAUUUGUAAAUAUGUGUUUCUCCAUCGUGAAGAGAAAAAUGUGUUUCCUUAAUUUGGGUUAAUUUCUGAAUCGGUUGACAUGCAAUCACCUUUGGCUAUAAGUCUUAUGAUAAUCGUUAACGUUAGUUAAGGACGUUAGUAGACAUAUAUCAAGGAGGCAUAUAAUUUACAACGUUAGUUAACUGAUUAAUACAGCUUAAUAUUGCAAUGGAGGGAAUUGGUAAACUGAGGAAGCAAAUUAGGAAAGUCAAAGGAGACGUCUUUUAUGUGAAUCGAGGAAGAGAGCAUGAUCUCUUUGUUCAAAAUGUUCCAUGAAGCCAAAUUGAUAAAUGAAUUAAACAAAUUGACAAAUAAAUCUUCAAUGAUAUAGCUAUAUAUCAAAAAGAUAGAUGAACAAUCGAUUUUUACUGCAUUUAAAACAUAUAUUUGGAUCGUUUUACAACUGUAUAAAAUGACGACUCUUACUAAAGCGAUGCUAACAAAUACCAUGGUCCAGUGAUUACAAAUUUACAAUGAUUAGAGAUUUGAACAUUACAACACAGUUCCAAUCAUAGCUACUGAAAUCAAUAAUUUCGCAAACUAAAAAAAGGCUCCAAUCAUUUAAGAGAAAAAGCAUUAUAACCAUUUUAUUUAUUUUCUGUAAAUUAUUUCGGAGGGAUAAAGUAGGAUAAAGUGUCACAUAAUAGCCUAAUCAUUAUAUAAGAUACCGGUCAAAGGUUAUAUGAUGCUAAAAGCCUAUUAUAGAUAGAAAUAGAAUAUAUACAUAUCAAACAACUAAUUUUUUCUUUUUUUUUGAAAAUGCCAUGAGCCUUGUUGGUACUACGAACACUAGGAACUAUAUAAAAUACAACUUUGCUAACCGAAACUUAUUUAACUUGAGCAUAAUAUGCGGCCACACAGGCCAUAACGGCAAAUGAUCCUUACAUGUGAUGAGCAUUAAUCUGGUGGUUGAGUCCCCAAAGACCUGUCUGAAAUAAUUAAUAAUUCGAUUAAAAAUUGUACUAAUUUAAAGAUAUGUAUGUAUUUUGAGAAAUAAGAGAUUGAGAAUUUGGUUGGAUUUGAUAAUCCGUGAUUGAGUAUUGUACUUGAAAGUCUUAAUUGCAUAUGACCGACCAUAACUAUACAAACUGAGAUUUGUGUAGUCGUUGUACCAGAAAAUUUUCGUCGUUUAUCAUGGUCGUUAGUAUUACUUCCAAAUAUAUUAAACGACAAAUGGAAUGAUACUUAUGAUAUUAUAAGAAAAAAAAUUCGGUACGUCAACUUAGUUAUAUACUAAUCAUAUAGAAUUUGUUUGAUGGUAUAUAUCCUUAUGAUAUUAAAUUUUGUGAUUUAUUUAAGUUGUGUGAAUGUCAGUUCCAAGCUUAGUGUAAACCUAAUGGAAUUCCAAGUUACAUUGCUAAGUACGUAUAAAAGCCAUAUGUCAUGUAACUUAAUUAGUAAUUAUGGAAUUUAAUUAGUAAAGAAUCAUAGUCAAUAUGUAUUUUUAUACAGAGUGAGUUUCUAUGUAUCAACGUAUUGUAAAGUAUGUUUAAAAAAUGUACUGUAAAGUAGAAGAGAAUAAAACUAUAUUGAAACCUCAUUAACAAAAAAAAAGAAGAAGAAGUAGAAGACUAUAUAACAUGUCAAGUUUGAACCAAGCUUUGAGUCACGUGGGCUUCACGAGUAAGCCAUAUCACAUGCCAUAAGACAUAAACAUAUAACAUCUUCUCCAUAUACAUAUACAAUGAUCAGAUUCAUAUACAUAACAAACAUGAAUUGUGAAAUUUGGUUUAUCUCCAUCACUGACUCCAACCAAUAGGACAAAUCACUUGGAUAAUUACAUAAACUAAACGCAUGGCCCGUUUGAUGUCCUUCAUAUAUGCAUGAGGGGCCAUCUACGCAUGGCUUUGUUACUUACAUGACACACCCUGUGCAUCAGUACACAGUUUUUUAGAGGACAAACAUGACGCCUAGUAUAAAAUACCGGAAUCAAAAUGCUAAUAUGGCAUGAGGGCCACGUUAGCUUUUUCUCGUACUUGAUGCAUAGCUUAUGAGUCGGGAAGUCACUUAACCUUUUCUUAUAGACGGGCAUAUUUCCACUUUUUAUUAUAUUUAAUUACCGUAGAACUUUAAUCAAUGUUGUGCUUUGUGUAUACAUCCACUUAAUAUGUGUGCAAUUACGAAGAUUCAUCGCACAUCUGUUACUUAGAAAACAAGAAUCAAAUCACUCAGAGAUUUGUUUCUUUGGCUUAGAUGCACCGGCGUGAAUUAUAAUAUAGAGUCGUCGGAUUAAUGCUCAUGGAGUCUAUCAAUGUUCAUCCUCUUCUUCCCACCUUUUUAAACAUUGUUUAUACUCUCAAAUUAAUCUCUUUGUUUAAUUGACUUUUUUGUUGAUUUUUUCUCCAAAGAAGAAAUUUAGUGGCUCUUCCUCCCUUCAAACCUAAGUAAUUUAGUGACAUAUGAUGCUUAAUCCUCAAAUUUAAACCCACCACUUGAGUAUUUGCUUUGACUUCUGCUCUUCUGGUCAAGUAACUAAUGGGCUUUUAUGAGCCUUAACGAAACAUAUUGAUCAUAUCUAAUAAUGUACCUUAUGUUUUUCAUUUAUACGGGCUUUCAUGGGCUUUACUAGCGUUUUAAAACGAAAAAAAAAAAGAGUUUGAUUCGAAGGUCAUUUGCGGGAUGUUUUGAUCUGGAUUUUACUUAAAGUAGCUGAAAUUUAAAGUAGUGGAAAGUAAUAUAAAUAAAUAAUAGUAAAUAUAUUAUGAAAAUAAUUAGUGGAAAAUAUUUUAUCAGUUUAUUUAAAGUAGCUGAAAUUUCCCCGUAUCCCUUUCCUCCAUAAGUAGAUAACAAGAAAUAGCCAAAUCUCGUCUGCGUGAUGGAAACAAUAUAUUAAUUAAUUAAAAGUUAAAAGUACGUAGAAAACAAUCAGAGGAGGCGACAUCACUCCCAUUAGCCAUAACCAUUUCCACAAAAAACGUUACACUAUUUUAUGUAAAUAAAAACAAAAUUCCUAACUUUUAUAUGGACAGAAAACAGAAACACAAAGUUGAAAAGAUGAUUAUUAUUAUAAAAAGGCAAAAAAAUUAGUGAGUGUCAGCAUCAGCUGCAUUAUAUAAAUUUAUAAAUUGUCAAGUACGUUGGUUCCUUUUUGACAAUGGUCCAACUUUAGUGGCUAAACAAAGAAAAUAAAAUUAUAAAAAUAUACAACAGGUCGUCGUGGGGCGAAUUGUCGCAAGGCUAAUCAAGGUUUCAUAUGGUGUUGUUUUACUUAUCGUCUAGAGGUUUGACAGAAUGUACCAUUAAUCAAUUAAUUAAAUUAAUCAUAAGUGAGUCCGUAUAUUCAUGCAUCUAUGGUGUCUCUAGUUCUUUUUUUUUUGAACAGCAGUGUCUCUAGUUCUUAUAACGUUUUGCUCCUUGAACUAUUCUCAAAGAUAAUUAUUCCAUUUUCCUUCUUUUCGUGUAUUGCUUUAUCUAGACCCAAGAAGUGUAUAAAUAUAUUAUUAAUGUUUAUAUGAUUAUAUCCAAAUAUAAUUAUUUAUUUAUAUGCAUAGUUUCAAUAAAAUCCAUCGGUUCAGUUAUUCUUUAAAAAAGAAGAAGAGAAUAGUUGGAGUAUUUAGUUAAAUGUAUAUUAUCAAAAGAGAAUAACACUAAAAAUGUUAUAUGGCUAAGCUAAGUAUAGCAUACAUUUAGACCAAAAAAAGUAUAGCAUACAGGUACAUGGCCAUGACACGUCUCGCCAUCCACUAAUGCAAGUGCUUACAUACAUAAUCUUCAUCACUAUCUCUAGAGUUCCUGCCUAGGGUACGAUUAUUUAAUUUAAUUACUUUUUCGUAGUUGUGUAUCAUAAUUUGGGAAUUAAUUUAUGUAUUAAUUAGAGGCGGAUAAUUCCAUAUGAUUUGUCGUUUUUCUGUUUGUAGAGAAUGUUUGGAACAUACCAAAUGACUUGUCUUUCAGAGACUAGCUAGUUUUUCAACUAUUCUUUGGGAGCAUAUAUACUUAUGUUGUCCUUAAGUGUAUGUAUGUACAAAACUGAAAUCAACAAAAAAUUCCACUCUCUUAAUUAUUAAAUAUUGACGUAUAGUUUAUCAGUCAAGCACGGCGCAAUAAACCAUAAAAAUGUCAUUUUCUAUAGCUAGAGGUUUUAAGUGUAGCUGCCUGUUAGAUAUUGUUAGGUUAACUGGUCGUCAUAUCAUUAGUUUCACUAAAAAAAUGACUUUUUUUUAGGUUUGAAUGGGCAAAGAUAUGUGCAAAACUCAAACAGAGAGAGGUAAUUUUGAGUGACAUCAUUUGAUUCUGUGAUCUUUGAGACCAAACUGUCUAGAGAUGGUUUCAAAGCUGUGCGUACACUUUCGUUGAAUUGGUAAGAGUGGGAAUUCUUAGGGUGAAAUUUUUAGUGGAAUAUAAGAAAUUGUCUCUUAACUUUUAACCAAAAAAAAAUGAACCAAUUCUUAAAUAAGAUAUUUAAGAUCCGGUUCUUAGUUUUUUUAGUUAAAAAUUAAUAGACGGUUUCUUGUAUUCCGCUAAAAAUCUCACCCUAAAAACUUCCCAUUAAUCAUGCUCGAAAAUAACUCUUCUUCAUUUUGCUAAGUAUUUGUUUAUUUAUCUAUUUAUUUAUUCAGUCAUUUAUUAACAGUCUAUAAAAGUAAAAGAAGAACCAAUUCAUACAUAUGUACUUUUAAUUAUAGUUUAACACAUUAACGUUUUUUUUAAGCAAAGAUAUUAAUGGUUGCAGGUACAUUUUACAUUACAAAACGGGGAGAUCUGAGUAGCACAAGUCGCAUUACACUAGGGGAAAGGAUAUUUUAUAUUAAUUUAUUAGACAAUUAAAAUACUAACUAUGAAAGCAAAAUAAUUAAAUAAAUGACAGCUAACACAUAUAGUUGUGCAUACACACACUUAUGUAUUCGAGUGUUUGUCGGAGUAUCUCUGAUCAGACAAAGCCAUAUAGAUUCAACCAUGUAUGGUACGCUACCAACUAUUUGUAUAAAUACGCACGCAUUUAUAUGUGCACUACCACAAAAAGUUACACAAAUAACUGAAUAACAUAGGUUACUUAAUUUCUGACCAGAUCAUAGCAUGAGGUAGCUGUAAUUAGCCAAAUGAUAAAA
Messenger RNA from Brassica rapa (field mustard), 10728 nucleotides. RefSeq names its product 1-aminocyclopropane-1-carboxylate synthase 5. Lineage: Eukaryota; Viridiplantae; Streptophyta; Magnoliopsida; Brassicales; Brassicaceae. Gene Ontology annotation, biological process: amino acid metabolic process; biosynthetic process. Gene Ontology annotation, molecular function: 1-aminocyclopropane-1-carboxylate synthase activity; transaminase activity; pyridoxal phosphate binding. The record is from RefSeq and is a predicted model, not a curated record.